Punica granatum (pomegranate) is the source of this 1235-nucleotide messenger RNA. Lineage: Eukaryota; Viridiplantae; Streptophyta; Magnoliopsida; Myrtales; Lythraceae. The record is from RefSeq and is a predicted model, not a curated record.
CCCGCAUUGCCUGAAUUCUCAAAAUAAGUAUAUGACAAAUCCGAAUCUCCUCCAGGAAAUCAGUUACAAUGGCUCGUAAGUCUAUAAUCGCUAACUUGUACUUCCUAUCGCAUUUCGUCCUCCAGCUCCUUGAAACUUCUGCAAAAGUACCGUCUAUCAUCGUGUUCGGGGACUCCUCUGUGGACUCCGGGAACAACAAUCACAUCUCCACCGUCGUGAAGAGCAAUUUCAAGCCAUAUGGACGGGAUUUCUAUGGCGGUCAAGCCACAGGACGGUUCUCGAAUGGCCGGGUCUGCUCAGACUUCAUUUCCGAGGCGUUCGAGAUCAAUCCCACAAUUCCGGCUUACUUGGAUCCAGCUUUUAACAUAACAGACUUCUCCACCGGAGUUUGCUUUGCUUCUGCUGGAACUGGAUAUGACAAUUCAACUUCUGAUGUUCUGUCGGUCAUACCUCUGUGGAAAGAACUGGAGUACUACAAGAAGUACCAGGAAGAGCUGAGGGCUUACAUGGGCAGAGUAAAAGCUGACAAUGUCCUGAGAGAGUCCCUUUACCUUAUCAGUGUGGGAACCAACGAUUUCCUCGAAAACUACUACCUGGUCCCGGGCCGGUCGCUGCAAUACUCGAUCGAGGGGUACCAGAGCUUUCUUCUUGGGAUUGCCAGGAACUUUGUCUCCGAGCUUUACGGUCUUGGGGCACGGAAGAUUUCACUCAGCGGGCUCCCCCCAAUGGGGUGCUUGCCACUGGAGCGGACCAGGAGCGUGAUGUUCGGGAAUCGUUGCGUCGAGAAGUAUAACAAUGUGGCUAAGGAGUUCAAUGGGAAGUUGGAGGAUUUGGUGGAGAAGCUCAACAAAGAGCUUGAAGGAAUUCAAGUAGUAGUUCCUAAUCCGUAUGGUAUCCUCUUCGAUAUCAUUCAGAACCCGGAGUCUUAUGGAUUCGAGAAUGCGGUGGAAGCAUGCUGUGGGACCGGUUUGUUCGAGAUGGGCUAUCUGUGCAACAAGAACAACCCGUUCACCUGUGCAGAUGCCAGUAAGUACGUGUUCUGGGAUUCCUUCCACCCGACGGAGAAAACUAAUGGGCUUGUUGCCCGCCAUGCCGUUAAGACUUGCCUUUACAAGUUUAUGUGAUUCCCAUUCACUAGUAUGGUGUCGGUUCAAUGCAACAUUGAACCCAAAAACGGGCUUUUACCCCUGUAAUGUAAUCCUCGCAUUCUAUAAAGCAGUGAUUCAUGAUCCGAA